Molecule: messenger RNA, 3156 nt
Organism: Penicillium daleae
Lineage: Eukaryota; Fungi; Ascomycota; Eurotiomycetes; Eurotiales; Aspergillaceae
Product: mannose-ethanolamine phosphotransferase GPI13
Exons: 2
Coding region: 1-3156 (1051 amino acids)
Biological process (GO): GPI anchor biosynthetic process
Cellular component (GO): endoplasmic reticulum membrane
Molecular function (GO): mannose-ethanolamine phosphotransferase activity
Source: RefSeq, a predicted model, not a curated record
AUGGCACCAAAAGCAUCCACGGGCAGUGGUCCCAGAAGUCCCUUGACGGCUUCCACGAAAGAAAAGCAAAGCGCUUUGCAGGAAGCAAAGUCCCGAGAGCUCGAGCAAGAGUUCAAGACCAAGCACCUCGGCGUACUGGGGGUGCUACUUUGGGUAUUGCUCCUGCACGUUGCCGGUAUCUACUUCUUCACCAAGGGCUUCCUCCUCACGCGCAUGGUCCUCGAGAACAAAUCUUCCUGUGAUAUUCUUCCUUUCGACGAGGCCCCGGGUACAAGUGUUUCACCUUCAAGGGGGAGUAAGAAAGGUUGCUGGCAUGACAAGACCUUUGACAAGGCUGUUGUCAUCAUCAUCGAUGCCCUCCGUUAUGACUUCACUGUACCUUUUGCGUCGAUGGACCAGGAUAAAUCCGUCCACUUGUUUCACGACAACAUCCCGGUGCUCUACGAGACGGCCGUCAACAAUCCUAGCAACGCUUUCUUGCUCCCCUUCAUUGCCGACCCGCCUACCACAACUCUGCAGCGCUUGAAGGGACUGACCACUGGAACCCUGCCCACCUUCAUUGACGCAGGCUCCAACUUCGCCGGCACUGCCAUCGACGAGGAUAAUCUAGUCGCCCAGCUGCACAGCGCUGGAAAGACCUUGGUUCAGCUCGGCGAUGACACUUGGCAGUCAUUGUUCCCGGGCUACUUCGAUGCCAAUCUUACGCACCCCUACGACUCGUUUAAUGUUUGGGACUUGCACACCGUGGACAACGGUGUCAAUGAGCACCUGUUCCCGCUCCUCCAACUAGAGAACAAGAGCAAGUGGGAUGUGAUCUUUGGCCACUAUUUGGGCGUCGACCAUGCUGGACAUCGCUAUGGUCCCAACCACGCCGCCAUGGCCGCCAAGUUGCAAGAGAUGGACCGCGUCAUCCGCAAGAUUAUCGCUUCACUGGAUGAUGAUACACUGCUGGUUGUGAUGGGUGAUCAUGGUAUGGAUACCAAGGGUGAUCAUGGCGGCGAGUCCGACGACGAGGUCGAAGCUGCAUUGUGGAUGUACUCCAAGCGCGGCGUGUUCGGUCGUACUAGCCAGGAUACCCUACUGCCACCGAAGCACGCCCGCGAGCGCUUUGUCCCGCAGAUCGAUCUCGUUCCGACUCUAUCGCUUCUCCUUGGUAUGCCUAUCCCCUUCAACAACUUGGGCUCGCCCAUUGAAGAGGCCUUCGCCGGUGCCAGCGGCAAUGACUGGUCAAACCUGUUGGCUGUGAACCGUCUGUCGGCGGCACAGAUCAAGAGAUACCAGCAUGCAUAUGCGACGGCCCGAGGCGCAGGCGAUGAUGAGGAAUCGUUUGCACUGUGGACAGCCGCCGAGGAAGAAUGGAAGUCUGCCUCCAAGGGAUUCACAUCCAAGUCAGCUGCUGUUCGUUCCAGCUACGAACUCUACCGCAACUACCAGCGACACACUCUGGAGAUAUGCCGUGCACUCUGGGCGCGCUUUGAUGUGCCCAGCAUGCUCGCAGGUGUUGUGCUUCUGUUCUUCGGUAUCUCUCUGCUGGUGCUGUAUGCCCGUGGAAUGAAGAUUGACCGUACAGAACUUACCCCCUCGCUCCUCUCGUUCGUUGGUGCUGGAACUGGACUUGGAGCUGUGACUGGCGCCGCAUUGGUUCUUUUUGGAUUCACCGAGAUGUCCGCUAUUGACUCCUCCGCACUCUUGGCUGCAUUUGGAAGCAUGGUAGGAGGCCUCUUUGCGCUGGUCAAGAAGCCUGCAAACCUGACACUGCCUCUGCCCAAUGGCAUGUGGGGAUGGCUCGCUGUCUUCUUCACUGUUUCUCAGUCCGUUGGUUACGCGUCAAACUCGUAUACCAUCUGGGAAGAUGAGAUUCUCCUCUUCUUCCUGACUACGUUCGGUGUCUGUGCUGGUAUCUCGUCGAUGCGGCAGAAGUCGACCACGGACCGAGUUCUCGGCGUGUAUCACUCAAUUCUCUUCGUGAUUCUCGGUCGGGUCGCUUCGUUCUCCCGUCUCUGCCGCGAGGAGCAAAUGCCAUUCUGCCGCUCUACUUACUACGCCUCGUCCACCUCGUCCAUCUCCGCCCCUUGGCAGCUCGCUAUUCCCUUCCUGGUGGCCCUCUUCCUCCCUGGCGUUGUGCGCUCUUUCUACGCCGGCUCCAAGUCUUAUGAAGGUGCUGCUACUCUAUGGAUUGGCUUUGCCUUCCGUCUGGGUCUUCUGAUAACUUCACUAUUCUGGACGUUUGAAGGCGCUGAUGACGGCGAGUGGUUGCCGCUCCGCAAGGAAACCCUCAAGUCUGUCCGCGUCUUCCUUGCGCAGCUGGUUCUGGCUCUCGCCUUCGGCGCCGGCACAGGUGCAUUCCUCUAUUCCAAGCCCUGUAUUACUGUCAGCGUGAAUAAACCAACGGAAGACCCCAACGCCCCUCCAGCACCCAUCAUCGCCGGCCAGCAACAGCAGCCCCGAACAACCGUCACCAUCCUGGGCUUCGGCAACAUCUACGGCACACGCUUCUUCUUCCUAGUCGUCAACUUUGCCCUCGCAGUCAUCCUCAUGCAAAAGCCCAUGGGACAAGGCGCAAUUGCCCUAUUAAUCUGGCAAAUCCUCUCGCUCCUCGAAAUCCUUGACACAAACGCUCUCACUCUCACAAACUCGCCCAUCGGCCCUAUUGUCCUCGGCCUCCUUGGUUCCUUCUAUUUCUUCAAAACCGGCCACCAAGCCGUCCUCAGCUCCAUCCAGUGGGAAACCGCAUUCAUCCCGCUGUCGACCAUUAAAUAUCCCUGGUCCCCUCUCCUAGUUAUCCUGAAUACCUUUGGCGCACAAAUCCUCGCCGCCAUUGCCGUCCCACUGACCGUCCUGUGGAAAAGACCUCUACAAACGCAUGACCGCGUCUCCCAGCCGUCGAAUGCAAAGGUGGCUAACCCCGCUACCAAACUGCUCUCCGACGUCGUUCAGGCUGCCUCUACGCACAUGUUGUACCUCGCGACUAUCAAUCUCGCGACGACCAUGUGGGCGGGCCAUCUGCGUCGCCAUCUCAUGCUCUACCGCAUUUUCAGCCCACGCUUUAUGAUGGGCGCUACCGUGCUGGGCGUCGUUGACGUCGUCCUCAUCCUCUUUGCUGUCGGCGGCGUGCGCUGGAGCACGAUUAGCGUCGGUGAAAUCUUUGGUUGGUGA